Molecule: messenger RNA, 7551 nt
Organism: Rhineura floridana
Lineage: Eukaryota; Metazoa; Chordata; Lepidosauria; Squamata; Rhineuridae
Gene: POLE
Product: DNA polymerase epsilon, catalytic subunit
Exons: 49
Coding region: 158-7126 (2322 amino acids)
Biological process (GO): base-excision repair, gap-filling; nucleotide-excision repair, DNA gap filling; mitotic cell cycle
Cellular component (GO): nucleus; epsilon DNA polymerase complex
Molecular function (GO): nucleotide binding; single-stranded DNA 3'-5' DNA exonuclease activity; zinc ion binding
Source: RefSeq, a predicted model, not a curated record
CUGGUCUCAGAAGCUGAGCCGUCAUUGGUGACUGCUCACGAAGGCGGGGUAUGGGUGGCAGGCGACCGCGCGCUCGCGAGAGGGGAGGAUCUCGCGAGGUUUUCGCGAGCGCGCGAAACUCUGAGAGCUGUUCGGGCAGCGGCGGAGUCUGGCCGCGAUGGCGCUGAGAAAAGGCGGCGGCGGCUGGAGCCGUCGCCGGUGGGGAGCGAAGGGCCCCUCGGUGGACGGCGAGGGAGACGCGCCCCGGGACGACAGCUCCUCGCUCUCUGCCAGCCGGCGCCUGGAGCGCAGCCAGUGGACCGACAAGAUUGAUGCACAGUUUGGGUUUGAGAGGAUGAAAGAUCCUGGAGAAAAGACAGGCUGGCUGAUCAACAUGCACCCUACAGAGGUUUUGGAUGAAGAUAAGCGCUUGGUCAGUGCUGUGGAUUAUUAUUUCAUUCAGGAGGAUGGAAGCAGGUUUAAAGUGGCGUUACCAUAUCGACCAUACUUUUACAUUGCAGCCCAAAAGGGUUGUGACCGAGAAGUGUCAUCCUUCCUUUCCAAGAAGUUCCAGGGCAAAAUAGCAAAACUGGACACCGUACCCAAAGAGGAUCUGGACCUGCCAAAUCACCUGGUUGGCCUGAAGCGGAACUACCUCAAGCUCUCCUUCAACACAGUGGACGACCUGGUAAAGGUCCGCAAGGAGUUCAUGUCUGCUGUGAAGAAGAACAGGGAACGGGACCAAGCAAUGGACACUUACACCACCAUGUUAGCCAGUGCUCUUGCUGGGAGCAGCCUGUCCAGUAAGGAGGAGCAGCCCUCCAAGAAGACUGCAGACCAGAUGGACAACAUAGUGGACAUGCGGGAGUAUGAUGUGCCCUAUCAUAUCCGCCUCUCCAUUGACCGGAAGAUCCACGUGGCUCACUGGUACAACGUUUGCCACCGAGGCAGCAGCUUUCCUCCUGAAAUCAACCGCCGAGAUGACCUGGUCGAACGGCCGGAUCCUGUUGUUUUGGCCUUUGACAUCGAAACCACCAAACUCCCUUUAAAAUUUCCUGAUGCAGAAACGGACCAGAUCAUGAUGAUCUCUUACAUGAUUGACGGCCAGGGUUACUUGAUCACAAACCGGGAGAUCGUUUCAGAGGACAUUGAAGAUUUUGAGUUCACUCCCAAACCAGAGUAUGAGGGACCUUUCUGUGUCUUCAACGAACCAGAUGAGGCCCACCUCAUCCAGCGGUGGUUUGAACAUGUUCAGGAGGCAAGGCCAACCAUCAUGGUGACUUACAACGGAGACUUUUUUGACUGGCCCUUUGUGGAAGCCAGAGCAGCAGCUCAUGGGAUGGAUAUGCAGAAGGAGACUGGGUUCCAAAAGGACGGCCAGGGGGAAUACAAAGCUCCUCCGUGCAUCCACAUGGACUGUCUCAGGUGGGUUAAGAGAGAUAGUUACCUCCCGGUGGGAAGCCACAACCUGAAAGCAGCUGCCAAAGCGAAGCUGGGCUAUGACCCUGUGGAGCUGGACCCUGAAGAGAUGUGCCGGAUGGCUACUGAGGAACCUCAGACGCUGGCCACCUACUCAGUGUCCGAUGCUGUUGCCACCUAUUACAUGUACAUGAAAUACGUCCACCCUUUCAUCUUUGCCUUGUGCACCAUCAUUCCGAUGGAGCCUGAUGAGGUACUGCGGAAGGGCUCGGGGACCCUGUGCGAGGCGCUGCUCAUGGUACAGGCCUACCACGCCAACAUCAUUUUCCCCAACAAGCAAGAGCAGGAGUUCAACAAGCUUACAGAGGACGGGCACGUGCUGGACUCGGAGACCUACGUUGGGGGCCACGUGGAGGCACUGGAAUCGGGGGUCUUUCGCAGCGACAUCCCCUGUCGUUUUAAGAUGAAUCCGGCUGCCUUUGACUUCCUUCUGCAGCAUGUGGAGAAGACGCUGCGCCACGCCAUUGAGGAAGAGGAGGGAGUACCCCUAGAUCAAGUUACCAAUUUCCAGGAGGUUUGUGAUGAAAUCAAAGUGAAGCUGAAUUCGCUGAAGGAAGUUCCCAACAGGAUUGAAUGUCCUCUUAUCUAUCAUCUGGACGUGGGGGCCAUGUAUCCGAAUAUCAUCCUAACUAACAGGCUGCAGCCCUCGGCGAUGGUGAACGAGGCUACGUGUGCAGCUUGUGACUUUAACAAGCCAGGUGCCAACUGUCAGCGGAAGAUGACCUGGCAGUGGAGAGGAGAAUUCAUGCCAGCGAGCCGGAGCGAGUACCACCGCAUCCAGCAGCAGCUGGAGUCGGAGAAGUUCCCCCCCGUCUUCCUAGAUGGGCCACCCCGGGCGUUCCACGAACUGUCCCGUGAAGAGCAAGCUAAAUACGAGAAGAAGCGCUUGGCCGAUUACUGCCGCAAAGCCUACAAGAAGAUCCACAUGACGAAGCUGGAGGAGCGCGUCACCACCAUCUGCCAGCGGGAGAACUCCUUCUACGUGGACACUGUGCGGGCCUUUCGAGACCGUCGCUAUGAGUUCAAGGGACUGCAUAAGGUGUGGAAGAAGAAGCUGGCUGCAGCCACGGAGGUGGGCGAUGCCUCAGAGGUGAAGCGCUGCAAGAAUAUGGAGAUCUUGUACGAUUCCCUGCAGCUAGCGCACAAGUGCAUCCUCAACUCCUUUUACGGCUACGUCAUGCGCAAAGGAGCCCGGUGGUACUCCAUGGAAAUGGCUGGCAUUGUCUGCUUCACUGGCGCAAACAUCAUCACGCAGGCCAGGGAGCUGAUAGAGCAAAUUGGGAGGCCCCUGGAGCUGGACACAGACGGGAUCUGGUGUGUGCUUCCAAACAGUUUCCCAGAAAACUAUGUCAUCAAGUCGACCAAUGCCAAGAAGCCCAAGGUGACGAUCUCCUAUCCAGGCGCCAUGUUGAACAUCAUGGUGAAGGAAGGGUUCACGAACGAUCAGUACCAGGAGCUGGUGGACCCAGCCUCCCUUCGCUACGUUUCCCGCUCGGAGAAUAGCAUCUUUUUCGAGGUGGACGGGCCGUACUUGGCCAUGAUUCUCCCCGCUUCCAAGGAAGAAGGCAAGAAGCUGAAGAAAAGAUACGCCGUGUUUAACGAAGACGGCUCGCUUGCUGAGCUGAAGGGCUUCGAGGUGAAGCGGCGGGGGGAGCUGCAGCUGGUCAAGAUCUUCCAGUCGUCUGUCUUCGAGGCCUUCCUGAAGGGCACCACGUUGGAGGAGGUUUAUGCUUCGGUCGCCAAAGUGGCCGACUACUGGCUCGAUGUGCUUUACAGCAAGGCUGCGAAUAUGCCUGACUCGGAGUUGUUUGAGCUCAUCUCCGAGAACCGAUCCAUGUCCCGCAAGCUGGAGGAUUACGGAGAGCAAAAAUCCACCUCCAUCAGUACAGCCAAGCGCCUGGCUGAGUUCCUGGGGGACCAGAUGGUGAAGGAUGCUGGGCUAAGCUGCCGGUUUAUCAUUUCUAAGAAGCCCGAAGGGUCCCCAGUGACAGAGAGGGCCAUCCCGCUGGCCAUUUUCCAAGCUGAGCUCUCCGUGCGCAAGCACUAUCUCCGGAAAUGGCUCAAGAGCCCCUCCUUGCAGGAUUUUGACAUCCGGACGAUCCUGGAUUGGGACUAUUACACUGAGAGACUGGGCAGCACAAUCCAGAAAAUCAUCACUAUCCCAGCAGCUCUACAGCAGGUGAAGAACCCUGUUCCUCGUGUCCGGCAUCCCGACUGGCUUCACAAGAAGCUCUUGGAGAAGAAUGACAUCUACAAGCAGAAGAAGAUCAGCGAGCUGUUCACAAGCGAGGGCAAGAGGCAGGUCUCUGCCAGCCUACCCCAGGAGGGCAUCUCCUGCACGCAGGUCACGGACAUGGAGGAUUUUGGGGUCACCAAGGCUGUGCAGCCAGGGGUGCCUGUGUCGAAGAAACGUAAAUGGAUCUCCAUGGCAGAGGACAGCCAGCAGCAGUCCCAGAAUCUGGAACUUACCCAGUCUUGGAGGGAGAUCCUGGGCCCUCCGCCACCCACUGGCACCACCAAGGAGGAGCGCCUGGUCUGGCUCUGCUACCACAAGAAGAAGUGGGAUCUCCAGGCUCGUCAGCGCCAGGAGCGCCGGAAGAGGCGGCGCUUGGCAGAUGGCGAGGUGGCCCUGGGCGGAGGGCUGAUCCGGGCUGGGACCUCCAAGGGGCUCAGCAGCUAUUUGCGCAGGACAGCACGGAGCAUCCUGGACAUGCCCUGGCAGAUCGUGCAGAUUGCCGAGACCAGCCAGCCAGGCCUUUUCAAGCUGUGGGCUGUGAUCGGGAGCGACCUGCAUUGCCUCAAGCUGAACAUCCCGCGUGUCUUCUACAUCAACCAGCGUGUCCCUAAACCGGAAGAGAGCACUGCGUAUAGGAAAGUGAACAGAACCCUUCCUCGCUCCAACCUGGUUUGCAACCUCUACGAGUACUCUGUGCCGGAGGAAAUGUAUCAAGAACACAUCAACGAGAUCAACGCCAGUCUCUCUGCCCCAGAUAUCGAGGGGGUGUACGAGACCAAGGUGCCAUUGCUGCUGCGGGCGUUGAUCCGCCUGGGCUGUGUGUGCAUGGUCAACAGGCACUUGGUGAGACACCUCGCAGGCCGAGAGGGCGAGACUUUUGAUUUGGAGCACCUGGAGAUGCGCUCUCUGGCCCAGUUCAGCUACCUGGAGCCAGGGAGCAUCAGGCACAUCUACCUGUAUCACAACUCUCAAGGCAACAAGGCCCUGUUUGGCCUCUUCAUCCCAUCGCAGCGCAAAGCAUCUGUUUUUGUGCUCGACACGGUGCGGAGCAACCAGAUGCCGAACCUCACCAACAUGUACUCAACGGAGCACAGUGCCAUGGAGGCGAAGGUGGGCGAACAGCUCCUCCCGCCCGAUAAGCACACCUUUGAAGUGCGAGCGGAGACGGACCUCAAGACUGUCUACAGGGCGAUCCAGCGCCUCCUGCUGGGAUACAAGGUCCUUCCUUCUGCCACUGUUUCUGGGCCCAUCUGCCCCCCCCCUCUCUCUCAGGAUGAGCGCAGAGGCCCCACCCUUGUUGCCAUGCAGUCUAAUUGGAACUUGAAGAGGCUGGUCAGUGGGAUGCCCAUCCUGGAGGAGUUCCCCCUGGUUCCCGUCCAGGUGAUGGACGACGUCAACUACGGCGUCCUGGACUGGCAGCGCCAUGCUGCCAGGCACAUGAUCCGGCGCUACCUCAGCUUGGACACCUGCCUUUCUCAGGCCUUUGACAUGAGCAGGUACUACCAUAUCCCUAUCGGGAACCUUCCCGACGACAUCUCCACCUACGGCACAGACCUCUUCUUCUCCCGCCACCUCCACCACCACAACCACCUCCUAUGGCUCUCUCCCACCUCCCGUCCAGACCUGGGGGGCAAGGAGGCGGAUGACAGUCGCCUGGUCAUGGAGUUUGACGAGAGGGUCUCUGUCGAGAUCAAUCACCCGGGCUGUUAUUCCACAGUGUGUGUGGAAUUGGACAUCCAGAGCCUUGCUGUGAACACCAUCUUGCAAUCCCAUCACGUCAACGACAUGGAGGGGGCCUCCAGCAUGUGCAUUAGCUUCGACGUGAUCCAGCAGGCCUCACUAGAAGACAUGGUCACAGGGAACCAGGCGGCCAGCGCCCUGGCCAGCUAUGACGAAACAGCCCUCUGCUCCAACACAUUCAGGAUCUUGAAGAACGUGGUGGUAGGGUGGGUGAAGGAGAUCACACAGUACCACAACGUCUACGCCGACAACCAAGUGAUCCAUUUCUACCGCUGGCUCCGCUCCCCAACCUCGCUGCUCUACGAUCCUGCCCUCCACCGCAUGCUGCACAACAUGAUGAAGAAGCUCUUCCUCCAGUUGGUGGCGGAGUUCAAGCGCCUUGGCUCCUCGGUGGUUUACGCCAAUUUCAACCGCAUCAUCCUGUGCACCAAGAAGCGGCGCAUUGAAGACGCCCUCGCCUAUGUGGAGUACAUCACCAACAGCAUCCAUUCGAAAGAAAUCUUCCACUCUUUGACCAUAUCCUUCUCGCGCUGCUGGGAGUUCCUGCUUUGGAUGGACCCAGCCAACUACGGCGGGAUCAAGGGCAAAGUGCCAUCCCGGAUCCACUACGGGGAGGAGACGAGCAGUAAGCAGGCAGGAGAUGGAGGAGGAAGUGAAGGGGAGGAGGAGGAAGAAGGGGAGGAGGAGGAAGAAGCAGACGGCGAUGUGGAAGAGCUGCUGGAGAACAACUGGAACAUAGUGCAGUUCCUGCCCCAGGCAGCCUCCUGCCAGAAUUACUUCCUCAUGAUUGUGUCUGCGUACAUCGUUGCUGUGUACCACAGCAUGAAGGAGGAAAUGCAUCGGAACGCUCCCGGGUGCACCCCCGUCAAGAGGCGAGCAAACAGCCAGGUCUCCCGGGAGUCUGUGGCAGAAGCAGUCGUCAUGCCCGGCGUGAUCACCUUCUCCCAGGAGUACGUCACCAAUGAGCUCACCCAGAACUUCUUCACCAUCACCCAGAAGAUCCAAAAGAAGGUGAGCGGCUCUCGACGCACUGCGGAGCCCUCGGAGAUGUUUCCAGCCCUGCCCGGCUCGUACCUGAUGCUCAACAAUCCGGCCCUGGAGUUCGUUAAAUACGUCUGCAAGGUGCUGUCCCUGGACACCAACAUUGCCAACCAGGUGAGCAAACUAAAGCGGGACCUCCUUCGCCUCAUUGAAGUGGGCGAGUUCUCGGAGGAAGCCCAGUUUCGGGACCCUUGUCGCUCCUACAUCCUCCCGGAGAUGAUCUGCAGGAACUGCAACUUCUGCAGAGACUUGGACCUCUGCAAGGACCCGGUCCUCUCUCAGGAUGGCUCCGUGCUCCCUAACUGGGCCUGCUCCAACUGCCAGGCCCAGUACGACUCGGAUGCCAUCGAGAUGGCCCUGGUGGAAGCCCUGCAGAAGAAGCUGAUGGCCUUCACCCUUCAAGAUCUGGUGUGCGUCAAGUGCAGAGGCAUCAAGGAUGCUCACAUGCCCGUCUACUGCAGCUGCGCUGGAGAUUUUGACCUCCUGUUGCCCACCAAGUUCCACGCUCAAGAGAUGUCCCUUCAUUGUCUCUGCUUCUUCUCCUCCCUCCUGCGCAGACCUUCCUGGAGCAUGUCAAAGUCUUCCAGAGCAUCGCCCAGCACUACAACAUGUCCUGCCUGCUGGAGAACAUUAAAUGGCUGCUUCAGAUGAACCCUCAGCUUCAUCUGUGAGAGUGCUCUUGCACUGUCAGGCGGGGUUACUGCUGCUGUGGAGAGGCCAGUUUCACGGCCCCUGCCGUGGCUUUCUGGGGCCUGAGCUGUUCUUCUGGCCGGGCUGCAGGUUCAGGUUUGCGCUGGGACGAAAAUGUUCAGAGCCUUGGAAGUCUGUUACGUGCUGUAGUGCCCUACAGCAAAGAGUCCCCUGCAGCAAGUGACGCCUUCCAAGGAAUGAUUUCUGGCCCACAAGCAAGUGAAGAGGCCUGCAGGGCAGAUGGACACACCAGCUAGCUGCUUCCUUGACCCCUUUUUGCUGGGCUUUGGGGGCACAAGGUAUGACAAACAUUUUAGAUUACGGGGCUCAUUUUCUGCCCAGAUUUUAUAUUGUUUGGGACUGGGUUUUUUUUUUUAAAAAAAACC